ACCUCUUCCUUUUCAUAGGGUAUGGUAUUCUUCAUUUGCCUUGUAUUUUACUCAUCCUCCUCAGAAUUUCAAAACUAUAUCGAAAAUAGUUCCAUUUGUCACCUAAAUGGCAUCAAAAAGAAUACUGAAAGAGCUGAAGGACUUGCAGAGAGAUCCUCCAACUUCAUGCAGUGCAGGUCCUGUAGCUGAGGAUAUGUUCCACUGGCAAGCUACCAUCAUCGGUCCGAAUGACAGUCCAUAUGCUGGUGGUGUUUUCCUUGUCACUAUUCAUUUCCCACCUGACUAUCCUUUCAAGCCUCCCAAGGUCGCCUUCAGGACUAAGGUUUUCCAUCCAAACAUCAAUAGCAAUGGAAAUAUAUGUUUGGACAUACUCAAAGAACAAUGGAGUCCUGCACUCACCAUAUCCAAGGUUUUGCUGUCCAUAUGCUCUUUGCUUACAGACCCAAAUCCUGAUGAUCCACUGGUUCCUGAAAUUGCUCAUAUGUGCAAGACUGACAAAGUCAAGUACGAUUCUACUGCUAGGAGCUGGACCCAAAAGUAUGCUAUGGGAUAAACCUGCUUCAAUUGCACCUUUCUUCACUUUAUACAAUUUUUCCAUCAUCUAUUUGUCAUAUUGCCAAUGAGAUUAUCUGUACCAACUAAAUAUUUGUGGAAUAAUAUUAUUCCUUUUAAUAACUUAUAGUUUAACAUGUUGCUGUCA
Molecule: messenger RNA, 700 nt
Organism: Jatropha curcas
Lineage: Eukaryota; Viridiplantae; Streptophyta; Magnoliopsida; Malpighiales; Euphorbiaceae
Product: ubiquitin-conjugating enzyme E2 28
Source: RefSeq, a predicted model, not a curated record